GCUUCAGACCGGAAAACUAUCUGUACUUUGUUCACCAAGUGAAAGGAGGAAAACAGUGAAACCCUCUUGAACAAAGACUAAAACCUCUGCGACGGACCCAUUUUGGAGAAAUGGAGGCUCAACAGUUCUAUCGCUUUUCUUUUUGGUCCACUUGGGUAAUUGUCCUUUUCCUGCCCUCGGUUUGCACUGGUAUGGAUGCACCAAGACUGAGCUUGAACAGCACGGUCUUUGUGGCCUUUACAAAGGAGAAUCUCACAGUCUGUUGUACCCUUGACCUCCCUGCAAAUCAGACUGCAGACAAGUUACAGUGUUUCAACCCCUCUGAUAAAUUAAUGUGCGAAGAAGACAUCCAGGCGACAAAAAGCAUCAUUAAAGUUGAAAAAAUGCUUUUGUUAAAAAACGUGACGGAAUCUGGAGAAUACCACUGCAAAUAUAAAAGAGCCAACGUUUACUUGUUUUUACAGGUCAGAGAUGAAGGCUACAAGGCCGACCACACUGAAUUUAUUAUUCGGGGCACCAUCGCUGGAGUGCUGCUGAUCUCCAGUGUGCUCUUCUCAGUGAUUGCUCUCAGAGGACAUUGGAAAGAAAAAAACACAGAAUGUGACAACACUGGCAGAAAUGAAAAGCAGAACAAAGAAGAAAAGGACAGAGAGAUAAAGGAAGCAAAGGAUGUGAUGCCACCACAGUCCCCUUCUGUUUACGCUAGUCUAGAUACUCGUCCCAGGUCCAUUUAUGACGUGCUGGACUGCUCAGCUGCUGAAGCAGAGCCGACAAUUGAGAAAACCAAUUCCAAGAAAAGGGAAAUGCUAAAAACGGUGGAGCCAAAACCAGAACACCAAGAUGAAGGCGCAUUUGAAUCUGUUUAUGAGAACUUCUAAAGCAAAUCUUCAGCUUCUGUGCAUAUUAAGAUUAUAAUCCCCCCCCCCCCCCCGCUCUCUUUUUUUAAUUUAAUUUAAUUUUUGGUUUACUGUUAAAGCCUACUUCUAUUGAAGCCGUCAAGCCGCAAAGUUACAUGCAAGAGGUUUAGCUUUUAAAAAUAGAUGUAAAUAAUGGCAAAAUGUAUGUAGAGACGAAAACAACUAGAAACUUAAUGUCUUUAUAUUAAAAUUAAGUAUGAGGUAAAAUUAAUUAAUAUAUAAAGAAAAAUAAAUAAACUUGGGCUGGUGGUGUAUUACUUGAAUUAUGAUGUUACUGGUUUAUUUUAUUUAAUAAAAACAAAGGAAUAAAGAGACACAAAUAAAUGAAAGUAAUAUUGCUUACAUAUCUCAAACCUGUUUAAGAUUUGAGGUCAUAAAUUAAUUAAAAACAAUAUUCUAAACAUAUGAUUGUUGUGCUUACUGCUGCAUUAAAACAUCAUUUUUACCAACAAAAAUGUGACCUAUAUUUCCAAAUGAAUUGGUUGAUGUGAAGAACAGACGCGUGUUUUUCUUAACAUUUAACAGGAAUAAGAGCUCUAAAUGACGGCAAGUUUCUGUUUAACACAAGCGGCUCCGACAUGUUUUUUUCGAUUUUGUGUUUUAUGCUUAAAUCCUCUUAUGUUGUCGUUUUGGAAAGAAAACAGUGAGCUAAACGUUCGUGACGUUUGACCUCAAGUAACCAAUCACAGCUCAGCUUUUAGUGGAACUUCCGGGUUUAGCUAUUUUGCUAGCUGCAUUCAUCAUGGCUGCCGAAAGUGAUUUUCUGGCGAGAUAUCGGGCUGUGUCUAAUAAACUGAAAAAACGUUUUCUUCGAAAGCCGAACGUAGCGGAGGCCAGUGAGCAGUUUGGCCAGUUGGCUAAAGAACUGAGGCAGCAGGAUUGCCUUCAAUAUGCCGCCUUCUGCAACCUGGCUAUGGCUCGCUGCGAGCAGACUCUCUUUAACGCUCCCGGAGAGGCUCUGGCCUUGACCGAAGCCGCCCGCCUCUUCCUCACCUCCGAGAAGGAGAACCGAGCCCUGCAGGCCCCGGGCUUCGACGAACACCUCCAAGCUGCACUCAACUGCUACAGCUUUGCCACAAAGGUGUACAUUGAGAUGAACCAGCCGGUCAUGGCAGCCAGCCUGUGUCAGGAACUUGGCAACGCGCUCAAGGAAAUGAAUAGACCAGGAGAAGCCAUUGUUCAUUAUCAGCGAGCAGCAGAGUUGCAGACGCAGACGCCCAUUGAAGCCCUGCUGUCAAUGGGAGAAAUGGCCUCCUGUAAAAUCCUAACCCGCGACUAUGACGGAGCUUUGUCAGUCUUCACGGAGAUGCAGCUCCUCUGUCAGGAGAAAGGACUCCAACUCCCAGGAUCCUCCACUCCAGUUGGAGCCUUCUUGGACAUUGUAGCCAAAUGUGAAAUAUCCAGAGUUCUGCUGCUGAUGCUGCUUGAGCCGCCGCCGCAGAAGCUGCUGCCAGAGCACGCUCAGACUUUGGAGAGAUACGCCUGGGAGUCUUUCGACCCUCACAGUCAAGUGACGUUCCUGCCCGAGAACGUCUUCCUGCUGCUGCAGUCUGUGGUGAUGGCAUGUCAGGAGAAAGACACAGAGUCUCUAAAGUCUCUGCAGACUGAACUCUGGCCGUUUCUGACUGCUGAGCAGAACCACCUUCUCCACCUAGUGGUGCAGGAGAGAAUUACACCGUCUGGUCAAGGCAUUUAGCUUCCACCGGCUUCCUCUGGGAACAAUAUAUAUAAGAGAACAUUCCUGCCUCUGACUGGGUCUGUUUUAGGGCCUGGAGGGGCUGUUUUCUGCUGUGGAAAACGGUGUCUUCACUGGAUCCGACAGAGUUCCUUAUUUAAGAAGUUGUUGCACUUGUGUUUUUCUCUUAAAGCGUGGCGGUUUGAUGUUUAUCAUUAAGUGAAGAAUGGGAGAAUAGAACCACAGCAGUAGACGACGGCGUGGAGAGAGACAGAAAAUGAAAACCGGGAGCGGCGUUGUAUGGCCUACAAACGCUCCCCGCCCCCGCCGCUCCCCCAUUACUCCUUUUUCCCUGCCCUCGCUCACUGAGCGGCAGCUUCAUUCUCCCUUCUGCCUCUGGCUCUCUGCUCACAGCUGCACGCGACAAAUUCAUGAAAAAAAAAAACUUUUUUUCCCCUUCAAAAUGGCAGCUUUUCUGCUGGUUUUAUCUCCAUAGCAACCUAUCUUUGGUCGCCUUAGGGUGACGAACAGGUCUAUAUCAAUUUUAGAAGAAUUGGCAAAAAGAAAAUGUUUGGAUUUCCUCAGCAACUGAGGCUUUAUGUUAACCCACAUUCCUCAUAUUUUCAUAAAGUUGGUCAUGUUUUUGUUUAGCUUGAGCCAAGAAUUCAUGUAUUACAUUUUUAGUAAGAGGAGAACAGCACUUUGGCGAGCUCGCCACGCUAACGCCGUUCAAAAUCUUCUAAAUUCAACAUUUUUUCCAGUGAUGCUCAAAGAUUCUGGGGGUGAUGGAUUGAAAUCCCAAGGAGUUUUAAUCUGAAGCUGGGCCUGAAAGAGAUUUUUUUUUCUAUUUAAUAUGGCAGCCUCUUCCUGAGGUCAAAGGUCAACUUUGUGGUUGUAGACCUAGCCUGGUGGCGUGUGUAUGAAAAUGUAAGAAGAUCGCUCAGGACAGAAGUGUUCUUUUCCCAUAUUGAUCAAAAAUGUGAAAAAUAAAAAUUUGCCACACAA
Oryzias latipes (Japanese medaka) is the source of this 3597-nucleotide messenger RNA. It is a transcript of the gene f8a, whose product is annotated as coagulation factor VIII associated. Lineage: Eukaryota; Metazoa; Chordata; Actinopteri; Beloniformes; Adrianichthyidae. Gene Ontology annotation, cellular component: early endosome. Gene Ontology annotation, molecular function: protein binding. Gene Ontology annotation, biological process: vesicle cytoskeletal trafficking. The record is from RefSeq and is a predicted model, not a curated record.